UUCGAAACAUAAUCCAUGCAGCGUUUAGUCCAUUCCUAAUGAUGCAAUGGGAUGAGACUAAGACAGAGGCGAUCAUUCAUCUCAUUUUUUUUUCCUCCUCGCCUGCUUAGCUCUUCAUGGUCUUUCCGGCUCGUGAUUUAAAUUUUCCCCUCUUCUUUGAGUCCAGCUGAUCAGUGGCUUCGGGGAAAACUCACUGCCAUAUCCAUCGAUGGCUCUACGCUUUACAUCUUCCACCUGCCGCUGCACACCCACCCAACACCUGCACCACCACCACCACCACCACAUCUCGGGUAAAUGUGAUAACACCCACACACUACGUGGAACACAUACUACCGCAAUACAAGACACACAAAACCACUUAACACAACAAUACCAUACUGAGGGUAAAUACGUGGUGUCUCCCUUAUACACCAGAUACUUAUAUGCUACUGUACGUCGUCAGUACAAAGGAAAACACACAAAGAUAAAUGCGAUAUAAAGGAAGAGACGUUUUUGACAUCAGUGUGAAGCCUCAGCCGCUGGAGUCGUACGGCUGGCAGCGGCGCGGCGGCAGCGAGGGGUCGGGAGAGAGACCCUCCGUCAGUCCGUCUGUAGCCAGUGUGUCAUGCGAGUGGGGAAGCCGUGACCUUUGACCUUUAAGUGGUGACGUCAUCAUUUGGGAUUCUAACAGGUGUCCUACGGAUUAGUGGCUUCGGGCGCGCGGGCUAAUGAAGGGGCAGCCUCCGAGGGACCAAGAGCGCUGGGCGUGUUCCUUCAUAUAGUUCCUCGCCUUCAGGAGUCCGGCGGCGUCGCACUCCCGUCCUCCGCCCCCCGUACUUCCUCACAAGGCAAUCCUCGAGUGUCUGGCCUUGGCGGAGAGUGAAGUUACGCUGAACUCAUUAUUUUGUGAUUUCUCGAUUCCGUUGAUAAGUGUCACCUGAACUGCGGCAUUCACUUGCCACGUUAAUCUUAUAUCGGUAAUGGAAUCUGAAGAAUUGCUCUUGUACUCUGUCGGAACCUCCGCGGCUCCCUCAAGGAUUCCCCGGCUCUAAAAGAUGAGUAGCACCACUUUAAGCACUUUGAGAAUGAUGGUGUAAAGGCCGGGGAUAAGGUAGGAAUGGAGGUGAGUCGUGAAGGCAGUGAGAGUUAAAGGUGCACGGGAACGCAGAUGUAUGCUCGGCCAGUUCCCGAGCUCCCCCGCACACUACCUUCCUCUCCACCUGACCUUAACUGACCUGAAAUGACCUGGAGACGACCCAAGGUGUUCCUUCCAGUCAAUAAGAUUAUGCUCAACUGGAAACUACCCCAACUGGUCUCUUCGCUGUCAUGAGGCGUCUUCUCGUCCUCCUCUUCUCCACGUUUAUACUCUUAUCCACUGCUUCUGCUGCUUCUGCUGUUGGAGGCAGAGGUGGAGGACGAAGGCACCCUGACGACCACCAGAAUGGGUCACAAAGGUCAAACACGCCACCGGAAAGAGAGAGACGUCCGGGGACCCACGCAGCCCCGUCACCCGACACCGGCCUGGCACCCCCAUCCCACGCGGCGCUGAAGAUCUCCGAGCACAGCGGCCUGCCCACCACCGUCGAUUCCUCCUCUGCGACCAUCCACCUCAACACCCGCCUCUUCCAGACAGUGAGGAAGGAAAUCACCACUACGAUCUCGUUACCUACAGUCUUCAGCCCGGCAAGCGACGCACUUCUUCAGGAAAAGGAUCACAAUACCCUAAGCAAGCCACAUGCCCCGACGUCGCCUGCCACCUCCACUGCCCCCGCCCCGAAGAACACCACGCCCCCCGUGUAUCGCCUCGGGGCGGUGUUCGAGCCGGAGCAUAUCCAGAGCCUUUCUUCAGUUUUCUUUCAGUCGCUGCAAGAACAAAAUCGCCUUCUCGGUGGCCUCUUCCGCUUGGAGGGAGUUGCCAUAGAGACCCCCAUGCUCACCCUCAGCUCCCUCAAAGGUACCUGCGAGACGUUGCAACGCGAGAACGUGUCCGUCGGUCUGGCGGUGGGUGUGACCCAGAGCAUCUACGCUUCUGGCACUCUGGCAUCCCUGGCCGGGGUGUCCCUCAUCGCCAGGACCAUCAAGGGCUACAGGGACGACACUCUCAAGGUAAGUGACGCUCAUAAAGUACAGUCUUCCGCACUUCAUUCCGUAUCAUGCGAUUUUUUUUUCCACUGUAUUUCAGAUAAGCAACACACAAGAAUAAAGUCGUUUGGCGUGCAGCAAAAUCCACAUUACUGUAAUAUGGAACAGGCUUAAGAAACCAACGAAUCUAACAAUAUAUUCGUACCGAGCCAAAUAUAGGUGCAUUCAUCGUUUGGUUAUCACCUUGACAUACAUCGAAAAUUCAAAUUUACAAGGUGCAGACAACAUUUGCAAAGGAUGAGAAACAAAAAUCAUCACCCAAACGACGAAGCAGGAAGGACGAGACGGUAAUGAAAAUGAAAACGUUGAGCUGUUUGUGGGUAGGAGACGGAGGCAGAAAGGGUAGAGGUGAGGCGCCGGCGGGUGCCAGACUGACGCCGUGCCUGGGGACGGUAACUCCGCGCAUAACACACGUCGGCUUUCGAAAAUCUGGCUUAACACGCUUUGCUGUCAAUGAAAAAAAAAAAAUAUAUUAAGACAAUGAUUUGCAAUACUUUCCUAUAGCUACACAGAGAAUUCAAUGUACAGUCGAGGAGAAAGUUCAACCUGCGUGCCAAUAAGUAAUAAUAGAAUGAAGUCAUUCACGAAAAGCAGCAACACCCUUUGUCUAGCUAUGCCAAAGUAAUUUCAGACACACACUUAAGUAAUACAAUACUUCACCGUACACAUGUGUCCUCGGAAAAUUCAGCUUUAAAGGAAUCUCUCCAUAAGGGCCAUUCACAAGGGGCAGAUAGGCAGGCAGACAGACAAACAGACAAACAGGCUGAUAGACGGACAGACCAGACGGACGGGAUGUGAUGCAGACACCAUAAUGAAGGAUGUUGCUCCAGGAAAACACACAUUCGGCGGAGACAAAUGAAAGGACCAAAAUAGUUUCUCUCAUUCUGCUGUUUGAAGCAUCGUAAGGUUAAUUGUUUGUUCCCGCGACAUCAGAUGCGUUCUACGGUUUCUUUCAUAACGAGGCAUUAGUUUUAAACGAGCAUGGUUAACUUUGUUGACAUUUCAUUACUGGACACACGCCCCCCCCAACUCCCUCACUUCCC
This is a messenger RNA of Scylla paramamosain (green mud crab), 3164 nucleotides long. RefSeq lists its product as uncharacterized. Bases 1306 to 2235 code for a protein of 309 amino acids. The transcript is spliced from 2 exons. The record is from RefSeq and is a predicted model, not a curated record. Lineage: Eukaryota; Metazoa; Arthropoda; Malacostraca; Decapoda; Portunidae.